GGAAUAUGCUGUCCCAUGGCGCCACUUGGCCGCAUGCAACCUUCCCUUUCCAUUGCUUUCCUGCCACGUCUAUUGGUUGCUACUACGUGGUCCUGUUCCUUUGCAUUGUCCCAUUUCUGCUUUCUUAACACAGUUUGGACGUGGGAAAGUUUACAAGUAAAAAAGAUGAAGAUCUUUCAUGUCCCUUGCUUGGAAGAUAACUUCGCCUGCCUGAUAAUCGAUGAGAGCAAUAAAGAAGCAGCGGUGGUGGAUCCCGUCAAGCCCAAUAAGAUUCUUCAAGUUGCCAAUCAGCACCACGCCAACAUCAAUCACACCAAAGGCCAUAUCAGUUAUUUUGUGACGGGCAAAGAGGGAGAGGAUCCAGCAGUUUUCACUGGUGACACUCUAUUUAUUGCUGGUUGUGGGAAAUUUGUUGAAGGCACAGCGGAACAGAUGUAUCGAUCGCUUUGUCAAACAUUGGGUUCAUUGCCAAAGCCUACUCAAGUCUACUGUGGUCAUGAGUACACAGUCAAGAACUUGCAGUUUGCUCUGACAGUUGAACUGGACAAUGUAAAGAAACAGCAGAAACUAUCAUGGGCUCAGCAAAAGCGGCAAGCAGGGCUGCCUACCAUCCCCUCAAGUUUUGAGGAAGAGUGGGAGACAAAUCCGUUCUUGCGUGUGGAUCUUCCAGAUCUUCAGGCAAGGGUGGGUUGCAAGUCUCCAGUAGAAACUCUUCAGAAGACAAGGCAGUUGAAGGACAACUGGAGAGGCUAGAUUAAUAUGCUUCAUUUUCCUUUUUCUUUCACCGAGCGCACCAGAAAAUGAAAAGUUGGUAGCUGUAUGAAAUUUAGAUUAUGGCAAUAUGUUGCUUUGCUUGGAUUGCAGUCUUAAGUUGACAUGUAUUCCCGCCAGCGCUGCUUGAGGAGGAGUCGGUGACUACCUGCAGAUACUUCCAUGUUUUUCACAUGGAAUGACUUGAAAGACUUUUGAAUAAUUU
Hevea brasiliensis (rubber tree) is the source of this 976-nucleotide messenger RNA. Its product is annotated as hydroxyacylglutathione hydrolase cytoplasmic-like. Gene Ontology annotation, molecular function: hydroxyacylglutathione hydrolase activity. NCBI's taxonomy places the organism in Eukaryota, Viridiplantae, Streptophyta, Magnoliopsida, Malpighiales, Euphorbiaceae. The transcript has 6 exons. The record is from RefSeq and is a predicted model, not a curated record. The coding region runs from base 16 to 753 and encodes 245 amino acids.